AGAACUGUUUCGGUUUCUUUUGCAGAUUUGGUUUAUAAUAAUCCUAAUAAAUAACCGGAACAUCCAAGAGUUUUCCAAGGACACGAAGAACUAAACCUUCGGUCUAUAAUUGACAUCCCAGGAAGUGAAACGUUUGUUGGGCUCCAUAGCACUGCCUUGGAACACAGGUGAUGGCUGAGCACAGCAGCAGCCCUGAUUGGAGGGUCCAGGCUGGCUCCACCCUCCCUCAGUGACAGGAUGACUCUGCCAGAGAGCACUACCAUUCUCAUUCAUCUGAGCUUCCCCAUGGAAUGGAAUCAGUCUGACUCCAGACCAGAGACACCUGGCAAGGAGAAGAACUGGCCUGCCCUGCUCAUCUUAGUGGUCAUCUUCUUCACUGUGGCGGGCAACAUCCUGCUCAUCCUAGCUGUGUCUCUGGAGAGGAAGCUGCAGAAUGCCACCAGCUUCUUCCUGCGCUCCCUGGCUGUGGCAGACAUGCUCGUGGGCUUUCUCGUCAUGCCGGUCUCACUGAUUAACAUUCUCUAUGGUAGGUGGUAGGUUGAGCUCUUUUAGAAUUGCAAAGCAGUGUUUGUUUGCCCUCUGGAUAAUGAUCUCUUGAAAGCAGCUAGGGAUAAGAGGCUUUACUAUGAGGCAGGGGCGUCAAUUGGGUAUGGCAGGGUAUGCCCUAGCUCAACACCAUCCAUUUUAAAAUAGGCUACUGAAAUCAUUCCAAUCCUGAUUAAAAGGCAAAUGCAGUUUAGCGGUAAUCGGGCUGACUUUAGGACCAUGCGGACGCCUGGGAGCGGGAGGCAAGUGUUUGUAUGGCUGGCUGGCUUUAUGGAGCACGCCACGCAUCAACGCAACUUUUUCUCAAAACAGUGCAGAGGUAAAGAUGGCUGUAGUAGAUAGCUUUGGCUAGAUAACUGCUGUUUGACUUGACAGGAAACUAAACUAGAGUUUUAUUCCCGGGCUGAGCUAGUGUGUAGCAGCACAUUCAUGUGUUUGUGGAAUGUUAAAUAUUGACUGAGGUGAAUGAAGCUACAGCAACAAGGUGAUAAUGGCUGGAGUCCAUUUUGCUUGUUUUGCUGUACUCCAAAUUGCAAUUUUUAAAUUGUGUAGAAAUGCAGUAAGUGAGCUUCAAUUUUAUAAAAAAUUCCCAUUCAGGGGACCGACCCUCCUUAGCUUCAGAGGCAAACCCGCAGUCCGAUGCAGGGUGCAAUAGAAAAAAGGCAGCAAAGGCUAGGAUAACAUAACCAAAUAGUGAAAAUUGCAGGAAAGAGGGAGGCGUUUUACGUUAUCAAAAAUUGCAUCCAUUUACAAUGAAUUUUCUCUUGCAUUUAAACAUUAUUUCCUUGCAACAUUUUGUUUUGCUAUCAAUACUUUGGGGUUUAUGUUUUUUGCUUUCAAUAUGAUUCUUUUUGUUUUCAAUACUAAGAAUUUUAUUCUCGAUUUCGAAGUUUUACUUGAUAUUAAUGGCACAAAAUUAACAAUUAAGAACGAAAAGUGUUCCUCCCACCACAGUUUCUGUAAAAAGCUGAGGGAUGAGGCUGGAGAAAUGCAACCACUCUCAAAUCCAUAGACUACGCUAUGGAUGCAAGGACUGACCAUCUAUGUUCUCCCAAUUAUAGCAUUAACCAUGUUUUUAGGCUAUACCGUGUUUGUUUACAUUGACUUUCUUGACAAAUAUUGGAGUAAAUGUGGAGUUUUCUUACAUGUGAAACUGCAAAUUAGAUUGGAUGUGGAAUUGCAAGUUGUGAAAAACAAUGAAAAUAGAAAAUUUCACAAUGUGGAGAUGUGGAAUUGCAAAUUAAAUAUUUACAUGCGAUUGUAGUUUUUUUUACUUGUGAAAAAGCAAAUGUGAUUUUCACAUGUGACUGUUUUUCACAUGUGAAAAUGCAAUUCCGCAUGUGAAAGUGAGAUUUUCACAUGUGAAUGUUUUUUACAUGUGAAAGUUUUUAACAUAGUAACCGCAAAUGUCAUAUAUGAAACUGCAAUAAAUUUAAGCUCAACAUGUGAAAACAGUUAUUUCACAUGUGAAAAUGCGAUUUCAAGUAUUAAAAUGCGAUUUUUACAUGUGAAAAUGCAAAUUUGACAUGUGUUUUUUUGUAAGGGAACCCCUGACACACCAAUGUGAGAUUAUCCCCUUCCCAGUUCCCAUACAAUUUCCUUAUUUCAGUUAGCCCUAUUACUCUGAGCAGCUUUAAAUAAUGUGUUUAUUUUAGAUCAAAUGGGUUUGUGCAACUGGGUAACAGCAAGAGAAACUCUUCCCUCUUACUUUCAUGCCAUGAAGGCCUAAAGGCUUUGAUCAGGUAUUUUUCUAGUAACAUCAUAGCAGUCUAUUUGAUGAUAUACUGUAUGAGACUGAAAAAUUACUUUGGAUUUGUUUGCAUGGUCACAAAGUAGGUGUUCUGAUUUGAUAAUGAAAUAUCAGUAAUUCUUGGUGAACUGUGCCCGUCCAUUCUUCAGACUACGUGUGGCCCUUCCCCAGACCCCUUUGUCCCAUCUGGAUCUACCUAGAUGUGCUGUUCUCCACAGCAUCCAUCAUGCACCUGUGUGCCAUUUCACUGGACCGCUAUGUGGGCAUCUGUAACCCCAUCCAACACAGCCGCUCCAACUCCCUCUCCAAGGCCAAGGCUAAGAUCGCCCUCGUCUGGACCAUCUCUAUAGGUGAGUUCCUGCUAACAUAGUUACUGUAAAUAUAAAAAAAAUAAAAAAACUGAUCUGUGUGUGCGUAUGUCUAGAGAGAUAGUGAGUUACUUUGAAACAUUAUUUCUGUUUUGGCCUUUGAAGAAAGAACAUUAGUGCUUUUUUCUACUGUCUGUCAAGAAGGAAUACUUUUCUCUCCCAUCUCCUGGGGCUCUUAAUGAGAGCCUUAUGGCAUCUUCACCCUGAGAGAUGCUCUAUACGGGGACGACAGGACAGGCUAUUAUGGUCUUAUGGCUCAAGGCUUUUUGGUUCUGCAGAAAUCUGAUAGCCAGUCAACCUGUUAGCUUGUCGACUUUAUCUAAAAACCUCACAUUCCGCCUUUUCUUCCUUGAAGCCUUUGUGGUCAAUUAAUCCCCCUCCUUAAUCUAUAAAUGAUGUAAAGAUAAUUGCUGUGGUUCUGGUCAAGGACUGAUUCGAGUUAUGUGCCACUAGGAUCUGAAUCAGGCUCUGUCCGCCGGCCGCGACCGGAGACUCAGGGCGGCGCACAUGCGGGUAGGGGAGGAAUGCCGGCAGGGAGUUAGCUCAAUGAUGAGAUGGGUUUGCAAGCCAGGGUGUGGGUUUGAUUCCAGGGGGGCAGUGAAAAAAAAAAGAUAUGUAUUCACAAUGUAGUCGCUCUGGAUAAGAGGUCUGCUAAUGACUAAAUGUAAUGAAAUGUUAAAUUGUAUUCUGUCCGUCCCGUCCGUCUCUCUCUCUGACAGUGAUCUCCAUGCCCAUCCCUGUGAUUGGCCUGUAUGAUGAGGGGAAGGUGUUUGUCAAUGGGACCUGUGUACUGAACGAGCACAGCUUCGUCAUGGUCGCCGGGCCCCCCUCCCCUUUCGUAGCCUCUUCGUCCCUCUGCGUAUCAUGGUGAUCAGCUUACGGUUGACUGUGCGGGUGCUGCAGUGCCAAGCCUCUGAUUACCUGCAUGGAGGCGAGGUUUCGAUCAACCGGCCUGCCUUACUCAGGAUCACCAUAAGGCCCCCCGCAGGGGACAGCCUUAGCCUCCUCAAACAGGACCCUAGUCAUGAGGCCUUGCCAGCUAUUGCUGCCUCCAAUAUUUCCGUCUCUCAAGCCUCCUUGCAACCCAUCUCUCCAGCAGGGAGGCAGGAGCCAGGGGGACCUGGCGGGAGACCUGGCAUGGCUCAAUCAAUCAAAAAUGAGAGGAGAGCUUCCAUGGUCCUGGGUGUGGUGUUUUUCCUCUUCCUGAUUAUGUGGUGUCCAUUCUUCAUCACCAACGUGCUGAGUGUGUUGUGUGAGGACUCGAUAAUAAGCCUGUGCAAUAAGCCUGUGUUGGCAGUGCUCCUAAAGGUCUUUGUUUGGGUGGGAUAUGUCUCCUCUGGUGUCAACCCAUUGGUCUACACUCUAUUUAACAGGACCUACAGACAGGCCUUCCACCGCUACCUACAAUGUAUCUACCACAGCCCACCAGCCAAGAGCACCCCAGCCAACCCUGUCUUUCCUGUUUAUACCGUCACCCCUAGACUCUGCAGGAAAGAUGCCAACGACUGUAACUGUAACAGCCACAAUGGGAAUAUUAAAGGCAGAAUGAGGUUGGAGAGAGAGGAAAACAGAUCUGGGAUGCUAGAGAAGUUGGCCAGUGUCUCUCCCACGCCCACUGAGCAUGUCAGCUGUGUCUGAACUAGCUAGUUGGCCUCCUGUCUUUCCCCUCCUGGCUCUGUCUCUACAUACAAAACAUUGUGGUGACAAAGCCGUUGCUUCAUGUAACUGCUUGGAUUUUCCACCUCCACUCCCUAUUCAAACACAGGAGAUGUACUCAAUGUCUCCCUGCCUGAACCUGUAAAUAUGAGAUAUGAAAUAGUGUACAAUGCUGUACAAUAUGACUAAAGACAUUGAUACUGUAUGUGUCAAACUUUGACAUUUGCAUUACAUUUAGUGAGUAAUAAGUGCAUACUCAGUGUGGUAAUUGUAAUGAAAUGUGCAUUAACUGCACUACUGUUUGCAUCUCUCAGAACAGGGCUGUGAGAGGUCACAGAUGGCUUUACAGGAAAACUACCUGAUGUAUCUCUCUAAUCAUAGAGCCACAGUGCCACCAUGUGGGAAUAUACAGGACAACACAUAAACAUUUAAUUUCUUACUAGAAGGUGUUCUUUUUCUGCCUGUCUGAGAGAUUCAAGUGACAGAUAUUAAUAUAGCACUUGAAGGGGAAACAGACAAGGAGAUGUUUCACUCCUCAUUCCCAGAGGACUGUUACUAUUUUGGUUAAUAUUUCUGACAGAUUAAUAUUUUUUCGCAGUUCUAACAUGUAAUAUAAAUAAUGAAGUUACAACAUUUUCUUAGAUUACCCAUUUGAUUUUCUUAUUUUGUGGUGAUGUUCAUAUCAUGAUGCACCAACAGAUGAUUGUCCGGUACUGACACAGUGUAAAUGAUCAUGCACAUACUAUUAUUGUAGUGGAUUUUAGAUGUACAAUAUUUUAAUAAAUAUUGUCUUCCAAGUUCCAUCAUUAGUCUUGGGUAUAUGGUUGGUUUGCCCUUUACUAUAAACUAUAUUAUGCAUGCAGCAACAAAGACCUAAAACAUUUCAAAGGUCACCUUAUUAGCAUUAGAUAUCAAGAAUAAACCAUGUUGAAACACCGCUGACCUUUCAUCAGAAUACUUUUGUUUAAAGAUUGAAUGGUAAAAAUGUGCAUUCAGCCUCUUAGAUACAGUAUAUUACAAUACCAGGUAUGAUCCUAUUGCCCAUAUAAAGAACUGUAUAUGUAUUACUGUAAGAGCUAUUGUUGAUAUACAUCAAUAUUUAUGACUUGUUACCCUUUGAAUUGUCAUUAGUGGGUGAGAUGUAGAGUGAAUGCAAGAGAAAGUCUUUGAAUGUUCAUCCAAGCUUCUGGUUAAUUCUGCACCAAGUUAUGAAUGGAGAGGCUUCUUUCCACUUUAAUAAGCUUGAAUCGUGUGACACACACACACACACACACACACACACACACACACACACUUCUCACCCCCGACAAUAAGAUCCCCUUGUAUUCCCACAGAUUCCACAGCAUAGCACACUAGUACUGCCCCCGACCCUAAUGCAUGGAACAUGCGAUUAUCACAUAGCCUGGCCUAUGCAUAUUGGAUGAAGCCAUAUUGUCACAGCUACAGUAUGUCAUUAUAUUAUGCGUCUGCUGUUUGUUGUUUGACAGAGAACGCAUGUAUGUCAUUUUUUGUGUCUUAAAUUGGUUUUUCGGUUCUGUGGGGUCUGGGCAUCUUUGAAACACAGGGUGGUGGUCUGUGUGAGCCCAUAUACGCAUGCGCCGUGGUUUCGCUGCUGCAGAGCGUUCGCGUUCGCGGAGGAAAGCCGACGCUGCCAAGGAAACACACAUGCAGACAUAAGGGAAUCCAGAUUUCAGCGUCGUCGUCCAUUCCCUUGACUUUGAUAAUGCAUCGGUAA
This is a messenger RNA of Coregonus sp. 'balchen', 6055 nucleotides long. The record is from the annotation of a GenBank genome assembly. Lineage: Eukaryota; Metazoa; Chordata; Actinopteri; Salmoniformes; Salmonidae.